Molecule: messenger RNA, 1605 nt
Organism: Rotaria sp. Silwood2
Lineage: Eukaryota; Metazoa; Rotifera; Eurotatoria; Philodinida; Philodinidae
Source: the annotation of a GenBank genome assembly
AUGUUGCUUUUUUGUUUUGCUCUGAUCUGUCUAAGUCGGUCGUUGCUGGCCGUCGAAUUGUCUAUCUACAAAAGCUUUACUCAAGUUCGUCAGCUUCAUAAUGGACUCGGUGUAUAUACGCAUGAAUUUAUAAAAUCUGAAUACGAAAAUAUAAUUAAUGGAUCAAUCAGUUGGGAUGGUACAUCAUUUGUUCGACAAGAAACCUACAAUACGAUCGAAUCACUCCAAGAUGCUAAAGUAACAGUACAACGAUCGACAGUAUGUAAAUGCGAAACAAUUCAAGCGAAAAUUAUCGAUCCCAAUACGAUGUUACUUCAAAAUUUGGAUACAGGAGCAUAUUUUUAUGCUGAUAAACAGUCAAUAGAAUAUACAUCGAUACAACCAGAUAAUGGUGGAACAGUAUUGGUAUUUCAAUUUGAAAGUAAUACGACAGAAUAUAAUGGAACAUUAUCAUAUUUAAUGAAAGGGAUCACGUGGACACCAAACUAUGAUCUUUUUUUGAUAAACGACAAUGAAGCCAAACUUCGUGCUUAUGCAAAUAUCAAGAAUAAUCAACAACAAGAAUAUAAAGUAGAAAAUACUCAUCUUUUAAGUGGAGAUGUGCAAUUAGCUACUAGCUAUACAAGGUUUAAUUAUAUAUCUCUUAUGGGUGGAGAAAGUGUAAAUAUGCAGCAAAUUCAAAGUGAUGGAGAACAUAAAGGUUUGUAUUCGUAUUCAUUGAACGACCAAUAUACACUUCGUUCGUCGAGUUCUAUUCGUUUACCAUUUAUUGAUAUUGUUGCCAAGUAUAAAUUCUAUUACAAAGCGUUCACAAGUAUUAGCACAGCACAGUAUCAAGGUGUCUUUGAUAGAAGUUACGAUUUGACACCUGAUCAGUUCAUGCCGGCUGGCAUUAUUUCUAUUUAUGAUAAUCGAGUACUUGUUGGUCAAUCAAGUUUGCCAGAUAUUCCUGAAAAUUACACGCAAACAAUUAGUGUUGGUCACGAUAAUGAUGUUCGCUAUGUGGUAAACAGCAAUUUAACAUCGAAGAGCAAUGGCAGGUUUGAUUUGAUCUUUUUCAAUGGUUCAAGUGUCAAACCUAUAUGCACAAUUGUCUCCACAAACUUUCAAGUGGCACCUAGUGAUGAUUGUCAACAAUAUGCUACAAUAUGCGUUCCGACAUGUGCUUCUCAUCAACAGUGCAUAUCUGGUGUAUGUGUUGGACGAGGAUCAUUAUCAUUUACAUUGACAUGGAGUAGAGCAGGUGAUGGGGAUAUAAUUGUUACGAUCCCGAAUGGAAAUACAAUAAUGUACAGUCAACGAGGUCCUAAUUUCCUAACCAAUUAUGGUCAGUUAGAUGUAGAUGAUCAAAGAGGCACGGGUCCGGAAAAUAUUUAUUGGAAUUCAACGGAACCCGCUUCUGGGACCUAUCAAGUCUGCUUUCAACAGUAUUCAUUCAACACAUUUGCCACUCCAACUGAUCCUAUAACUGCUGUAGUUGAAGUAAAUCGGGCUGGGCACGACCCGCAAACAUUUAGGAAGACAUUCACACAACGUAUGCCGUUUCCUCUGCCAAAUAAUUGUCAGGAAUCGUAUGAUACCUAUUUGGGAUCAAUUGUUUAUUGA